Messenger RNA from Protopterus annectens (West African lungfish), 1124 nucleotides. RefSeq names its product olfactory receptor 52Z1-like. Bases 60 to 1124 code for a protein of 354 amino acids. Gene Ontology annotation, molecular function: G protein-coupled receptor activity; olfactory receptor activity. The transcript has a single exon. The record is from RefSeq and is a predicted model, not a curated record. Lineage: Eukaryota; Metazoa; Chordata; Ceratodontiformes; Protopteridae. Gene Ontology annotation, cellular component: membrane. Gene Ontology annotation, biological process: G protein-coupled receptor signaling pathway.
AAUUAAAUUCAGUAUUUUUCAUUUUGUCAUUAGGUGAAAACAAAUGAAUAUCAAGAAAGAUGGAUAACAGUUCUACAGUAUUCAUCAUUAAUAUACGAGUUGGAAUUGCAGAUCUGGAGAAUUUAUCUGGCCUGUGCGCUGUUUGCUCAGUUAUAUUGUAUAUGUUUACAGUCUUAAUUAACAUUUUAGUUUUCUCUGUGAUUGUGCUAAAAAGUCUUCAUCAGCCAAUGCAUCUUUUUUUUAGUAACCUGUUGUUCAAUGGUAUUAUUGUCAGCAGUGCACUGUUACCUAAAUUAGCUGCUGAUAUCUUAUCAGAAAAUAGAAGUAUGGCUCCACUGAGUUGCUAUUUUCAGAUGUUUUUUAUUCAAUUGUUUUUUUUCACUGAGCAAAUAGCUUUAUGUAUCAUGGCAUAUGAUCGUUAUAUUGCAAUAUGUAACCCAUUAAGAUACUCACAAAUUAUGACUGAUGUAAAAGUAUGCAAACUUAUAAUAUGUUCAUGGGUCCUUUCAAUUUUUGCUAGUGUUAUAGGGAUAAUUCUGUGUGCAGGACAACCAGUGUGCUAUUUUGUUAUAGAAAAACCUUAUUGUGAUUAUUAUUCAUUUGUAAAAUUGCUUUGCUCAAAUUAUUCUGUGUAUUACUAUUGUUCAUCAGUUGUAACUGUAAUUACUACAGCAGUUCCAAUGACAAUUAUUUUAUAUUCCUAUAUAAGGAUUAUCCAGAUUUGCCUACAGAAAUCAAAGGAUUACAGAUGGAAAGCUUUCCAAACAUGUUUCACACACUUACUUGUAUUUGCAAUUUAUGUUACUGGAGUUUUGUUUACCUUUAUCCAAAACCGUCUACCCAUAAAAAGCAUCCCUCAGGGUUUGCAUGUCUUCCUGUCAUUAGAAUGGCUUAUAGUGCCUCCUCUUGCCAAUCCACUUAUAUAUGGACUGAGAACCAAACAGAUAAGGACUGCUAUAGUUGAGAUAAUUAAUAGUAAGGCAUUCACAGAGAAGUUCCCUAAUUGUAUUAAGAUCAGGGGUAAGCAGCAGUUUUGCAGGAAAUCUAGGUUUUGUACAUCUUUAAAAAAUAUAAAUAAUAGUCAACUGAAAGAAGCAACAGACAGGAACGGCAGAGCUAAGUAG